UUGUUUUAUAAAUAAUAUGAAAUUUAAAAGCAACAAUCAUCAUGUCUAAAUAAAAAAAAAUCGUAUUCUUAGAAAUUACAAAAAAAUAAAAAAACAACGCCAUGCUUAAUUUCUUUCGUCGUUCUAAAACCAAAGACACCAUUGACUAUACUAAAAAUGAAACGCAAAAAGAAAAAUUUAAACAACUAACAACGUUAGAUGAUUCAACAAUACUUUUAACAUCAACACCAGCUAAAAAUAAUUGUAAAGUGGCUCCACUACUACACUCGGAUGAUAAUGGUACUCAACAACAACGUAAAUUAACGUCACUGACAACGAAGACGACGGCGGCAACAUUACUUAACGAUGCUCACACAAAUGGAAGUGGUGUACGAAUAAGUAAUGUGAUCCGUAAUAGUCCACCACCGUCCCCGUCUUCAACAACGAGUUUCGGUACGAAUAAUAAUCCUAUUCAAGCACGGGAUCGUCGUAUUAUUGGACACAAGCCAUAUGUGGCAAAUAUUUGUGAUUUGGUGUAUUUAACAAAUGAUCAAAAAACACAGCCACAAUCGAAUAAAAAAAUUAGUGGUUCUUCGUUUAAGGAAAUAAUGGCACCUGCGAUGGGAUGGCGUAAUAAAAAUAAAAAUAAUAAAAAAGGUAAAAAUAAACAACAACAAAAUACAACGCAUGCGCAAUCAACAUCAUCUGCAUCAACUGCAGUUGUUAAACAACAAUUACCAACAAGUAGUGAUAUGGGUAAUAAUAAUACAAGUGAAAAUAGUGAAAAGAGUGAUAUUGUUCAACAAUCGGAGAAUAAAAAAAGUGAUAAUAAACAAGAGACGGCGACACAACAGUUAAAUCAAAAUGUAACUAAAUCUCAUGUAAGUAAUAAUGACCAAACAUCCACAUCGCAAUCGUUAGAACGACCAAUAAAACCCCCACGUGUUGAAAAAACAAAUUCUAUUUUAAGAACAUCGACUACAAGUUUGCAACAACAACCGAUUAAUAUUGAGAACAGUGUAAACGAUUUGAAAUAUCAAUCAUCGAAUACAAAUCAAUCAACAUUAAACGAUACAACUGAAAUAUUUUUACCCAUCGAUACAAAAGUUGAUUCAACAAAACAAGUUAAUAAUAAUUUAAGUGAACAAAAAUCGAAACAAGGACAAACGGGAGUGGUCAGUGCGAAAAAUGUGCCAAAAAUAAAUGUGAAAAACUCUGAAUUAAACAAUAAUGAUAAUAAAGUGGUAUCAAAUCAACAAUCAACAAAAAUGGGGAAUCAACAAGCGUCUACAACGAAUGUUGAAUCAACAAGUAAAGCACAAACUUCAGUGAAAAAGGUUGAAAAUCCAACGAAUAACGAAAAUAAAGUUUUGAUUAAUCAACAAAGUUCGAUUGAUUCUAAGGGCCAAUCUUCUGCAGUGAAUAAUAAUCAAGAUAAGAAAGUUUUGGGGAAUCAACAAAGUUCGAUUGAUUUAGUGAAAAAGGUUGAGAAUCCAUUAAGUAACGAAAAUAAAGUUUUAAUUAAUCAACAAAGUUCGAUUGACUCAACUAAGGGUCGAUCCUCAGUGAAUAAUAAUCAAGAUAGGAAAGUUUUGGGGAAUCAACAAAGUUCAAUUGAUUCAAGUAAAGUGAAUAAUAGUCAAGAUAAGAAAGUAUUGGUAAAUCAACAAAAUUUGGUUGAUUCAGGACAAAAAAAUGUUGAAAACUCUAUUAAUAAUAACAAAGUUUUGAUCAAUAAUCAACAAGUGAUUGAUCCAAGCAAAGAAAUUUCAGUAAAAAAAAUUGAAAAUAUAAAUCAACAACCAAGUAAUGUUAGUAAAGUUACGGUUAAUCAACAACCAAAUAAAAUGGGUAAUCAACAAACAAUACCCACAAAUGAUUCAAAUAAACAAAAUAUAUUGAAAAAAACUGAAAAUCAACCAACACAAAACACGAGCAAUAUUAGUAAAGUUACGAUUAAUCAACAACCGGUUAAUAAAAUCGAUAAUCAACCUGCUUCAACAAAACAAAAUUCUUCUGCUACGGUAUUACAGAAAGAUAGUAAAGUGUUGUUAACCAAUGAACAACCGCAUAAAAUGGUCAAUCAACCCACGGUGAAUCAACAAAAUCAAGUUAUGCAGUCAUCUUCAAUGCAAUCGAAUAAAACACCUACUUUAAAUAAAAUUGAUUCAGUUCCAAAUAAAAAUAUUCAAGAACAAAAUACAUCGAAUCAACAUUCAACAAUUUCCUUAAACGAGAAUAAAAAUGUAAUCCAAUCGAAUUCUUCCCUUAAAUCAGUGCCAGAAAAAAGUACAAUAAAAAUGGAAUCAUCACAACAAGUACCAACGAAUCAACAAAAUGGUUUAAUCGGUGAUAAAAAUAAAGAGCAAAAAACUAAUGAUAUAAAACAGUGUGUUCAAAAAGUGAUGUCAAUUAAUAAUGAUAAAAUAAAUAAUGAACAAAAUAUCAUAAACAAAAUUAAUAAUGAAAAUAAACAAACGGAACAGUGUAAUACAGUGACGUCACCAUCCAAGUUACAAAAAACUAAAAGUGUAGGAUCAAAUGAAAAUAUCUCAACAGGCGCACCAAUGACUGUCUGUUCAAUUGCAAUUCCAGUACCAUCGAAAAUAUUAAAAAGUGAUAAAAUACCAGUGACGGCAAUUAUUGAACGAAAAUUAUCACUAGAUAAAACCGGUGAUUUAACAACACAAGGUCAACAGAAAACAAAUGACGGAUCAACGACUGAUCAAACGAAAAACUUAGUAAGUCAAGAGGCACGUUUUCAAGCACAAAUUACUGAAUUAAAAAAGCAAUUAAGUAAUCGUGACGCUGAAGCAUUAAAACUCACUUACCAAAUGGAUGAAUUACAACGUGAAGUAUAUGUUAAAUCAUCUGGAAUGGAUCGUUUGGAAGCUGAAUUAAUAUCGGCGAAUAAAGAAUCAGAAAAUGUGCGAAAACAUUUACGACAUUUGGAAGAAGAUUUACAAGUAUUUCGUGAUAAAAAUUCUGAGUUAGCGGAAGAAAUUACCAGAAAAUCAGACGAGAUUAUUGAACUAAAGGAAUUAAAUGAAAAACAGGCACAAGAGUUAGGUGAACAAGUAAAGCAAUUGACAGAAAAAAUUCAAGAUUUAGAACGACAAAAUGAAGAAUUCAAACAAGAGCGUGAUCGUUUGGAAAAACAACGAUCCACCUUGGAAAAAGAACGUGAAGAAGAAAAGAAAAUUGUCCAAGAAGCAUUAGAAAUGGCAAUGACUGAAAAGAAAAAUAUACAAGAACGUUGGGAAAAAGAUUUUGAAAAAUUACGUACAGUAAAUACAGGUCGUGAACAACAAUUACUCGAUGAUUUCGAAUGGAAAUUACGUGAAGUUGAACAAAGUUGUAAACGGCGAUUAGAAGAAAAAGAUAAAGUCAAUGAGGAAAAAUUAAAACAAGCGUACAAAGAUGUUGAGGAAAAAGUAAAAAACGCUGAAUCGCAAUUAAACGAAGUCUUACACUUAAAAUCAUACGAAGCCGAAGUAAAACAAUUACGUGGUUUAACGGAUGACCAACAAAAAUCGUUACGUUCAAUGACGCAACGCAUGGAAGAGUUACAAUUAACUGAAGAAACUUUAAAAGAAGAAAUUGAAAGACUUAAAAAACAGAUUGACAUCGAAAAAGGGAAAUUAGUUAAUGUUGAACAUCAACAUAAAUACGAAUUAUCCGAAAAAGAUCGUGAAUUACAAAUCAAAUUAGAAACGCAAAAAGGUGAAGUGGCUGUACAAUGGGAAGAACGGUUACACCAAGAAUGUUCGAGGUUAAAAUCGGAAUUAGAACAAAUGCAUGGUGAAGAAAAAAUGUUCGCUGUUGAAGCGAUUAAAAAUAAAUUAAAUUCAGAACAUAAUCAAGCGAAAAAAACGUGGGAACGUCAAAUAGAAGAAUGCACACAACAAAUCACAAGCUUAAAACAAGAAAUGGCAUCAAAAGAUGAAGAAUAUCAAAAAGAAUUAGAACGAUUACAAACAAAAGCCGAUCGUGAUAUUUUAGAAUUACGACGAUCUCUAGACAAAACCGAUAUGUCGUACCAUAAUCAAAUCGAAAAGUUAACCGAAACACAUGAACGAGAAAUUGAACGAUUAACAGACGAAUAUGAAAAGAAAAUUAAAGAACUUGAAGCGAAUUGGCAAAUGCAAAUUACUUCCACUAGAACGACUUUAGAAUUAGUUAAGGAGCAAAUGGAAAGAGAUGCUCAGGAAAAAUUACAAUCAUUAGAUCAACAUCAUCGUAGUCAAUUAGAACACCAAUGGGAACAAUUAGUUCAAGAUAAAGAAGAAGCUUUACAACAAAUGGAACAAAACUAUCGUGGUAAUUGUGAUAAAUUAAAAGACGAUAUAACAAAUUUACAAAAAGCACACGAAGAGAAAGAAUCAGAAUUACAAACGACAAUAAACGAUUUAAAAACACAAGUUGAGGAAAAAUUAGCGCAAAUAAAUUGUUUACAAAGUAAUGUAGACACAUUACAAGGUGGUAUGCACGUAUUAAAUCGAGAAAUCAAAAAUCAUGAGGGUGAAUUACUAAAAAUGCAAAAAGAUAACGAGAAAAAAAUUAGGCGAGUAAGAGACGAAUUAUUAGCUGAACAAACCAGACGAAUUAAUCAACAAAAAGAACAACAUGCAAUGGAGUUGGAAAAAUAUCAAAAAACUACCAAAGAUUAUAUAGAUAAUUUACAGAAAAAAUGUCAAUGUUGGUCGAAAUUGUUUGAAGAAAUGCGAACAAAAUAUCAGCAAAAUCAACAAUGCCACUUCCAAGAUCAACAAGCGAAAUUAAUAACAGAAUUAAAACAAAUAAUAAGUCGACAAGAUAGUGAAAUAACAAAAUUAGUUGAAGAGAAAAAUAAUUACAAAAUCCAAUUAGGACAAAAAAUUCCAAAAGAAUACCGUCGUAAAGGUGGAGGUGGAACAACAAUAGCGGUUCAAACAAAUUGUAGUACACAAGAAAUAAAUCAUGAGAAUUCCCAAAUUGUAUCUUCAACACCAAAUCGUGAAUUGGAUAUAAUUUGGGAAGCAAAUGAUAGUACGGAAGACCAGCCGCAGCAAGCGACAAGUAAUAUGCAACAACAUGGGAGUAAUUGAAUCGGUGAAAAAAAUGUUUUUUUUUAAUUAUUAAGUUACCAUAUUGAUUAGGUUCCUAAAAACUAUUUAAAAAAAUAUGUCAAUAAUUACUGUGAAUUUGUAAUUUUUUUUUAUCGAUUUGACAUAUUGUCAUUUAUUGUUAUACUGCCUUUAUUAUCCCCCCUCUCUUGUUGUAUUUAAAAAUGAAACUUUUGUGAAAGAGGCGA
Chrysoperla carnea is the source of this 5272-nucleotide messenger RNA. RefSeq names its product interaptin. The transcript has 9 exons. NCBI's taxonomy places the organism in Eukaryota, Metazoa, Arthropoda, Insecta, Neuroptera, Chrysopidae. The coding region runs from base 102 to 5066 and encodes 1654 amino acids. The record is from RefSeq and is a predicted model, not a curated record.